GUCUACCCGAACUGCCAACGAGCAACGCCUCCGAGCCAGUACACCCCUCGCACAAUGGAGUCAGAGGACGAGGAUCGCAAGGGCGCAAGUCGCUCGUCAACUCCCGACUCGAAUGCUGUAGACGCGAGUGGAGCAAAGGUCUCCAAGGACCGCGCCUGCCCCUUCUGCGCCCAGGCCUUUACAUCCUCCAGCCUCGGACGCCAUCUGGAUCUCUACAUCAAACCCCGCAACCCCAAGCCCCCCGACGGCGUGCACGAUGUCGACGAGAUUCGGAGGAUCCGAGGGCGCAUCACCCGAAGACAACCUCGUACGAGCGCGAAGACGGCCGCGUUGAAAGAGGAGGUGGAGCGGCAAGACAGUCCUGGCACGGCGAGUGGUGAGAAGAGGCAUGCGGAACCUGCAAGAAGCGUCCAUUCCCCCGCGCUGUCCGAUGCCAGAACCCCGCUCCCACCCACAUCCUGGCACGCUACCAAUUGGCAAGCGACUGGCGUGAUCAACAAUCUGCCGCCUCGAGUGCCCUCGCGGACCUCCGUGCGAGCCCCGCUGCCUUCGAUACGGCGCAUUCAGGAUGCGAGCAUGGAGAACCAUGUAGAUACUGCGCAUCGGCCUGGGUACGAUCCAGAAGACAUUGGAAAGCUUCAUGAAGCGGCAGAAGUUGGGCGCGCAGCGGAGAUGGCGUUGAGAGAGGUCAUGGGAAGUUUGGAGGCCGCGAGGAAGCGCAUCGCUUCACAUACCCCCUUCGAUGACUUUGAUUUCUAUUCUCUCGCCUUCCCGGGGCUAUGUCUCGCCAUGUUACCGCCUCCACCCACGCUGUUCAGCAGCACACCGUUUCCCCUCGCACAUACCUGGGCGGUUGCGCCGCCGGGGGAGAGGCAGAUGGCCGCUCUGCAGUCCGCUCUUCACAAAAGGCUUGCAUCGAUCCGCGAAGCAGACCCAAGUAGCCUGCCGGAUUCCGAAGCUUUCAAGAUGCGCGUCCAUCUUGAGAGCGCGUGGGAGCAUUGGCGCGGCUUGCCGAGCAGCGAGCAGGCCGCGGCCUGGAAUCUGGAGGUAUGCCGGGCUUUUGCAAAGGAAGGCGAGAAGACAACGCGUCUAUCGGCGGAGCUGGACACGGCACACCAGCGUAUUGCACACCUCGAGGCGGAGUACGAUCGCUUGUCACGCUGUCAGCUUCCAAGGGAUUACUUGCUGCAUCCACCAAACACCAUCUCGGUGUCGCCCGGGGUUAUGGACGGCUUGAAGACUACAGAUCUCAAGAGCGGUGCCAGGGACGUCAAUUACGAUGCCGAGGCGCUGCUCAACAAAUGGAAGGGGCAGGUCAAGCAGACCAUGCGCCCUCCGCGACCCCCCACCUUCCCUCCUAUGCACGUGGAUACAUCGCGGAACCAGCUCAAGGGGGACAUUGUGCUCAACGGCAGUCUGAUCGGGGUGGGCGGCCCCAUGCCUCGCAACGAAGAGUCAUCCUAUCAAAGUCCGUCGAACGAAGAGCGAAGCGUACGUCAAUACGAUAAGAGGGCAGAGCUCGAAGAGCUUGACGCAGAGCGCAGCCGAGCGCCGCAGAGCGGAGGAGCCGCCAGCUCGUAUCAUCUUGCAAGGACUCCUAGAACCAGCGACUCCCCCCACCCCCCACCGCCAGAAGACGGGGUGAAUGUGAAUGGGAAACGGCCGCGGUGGCCCGAAGCAUCGAUGGGAAGGGAACCUGGCCCGAAGGUCUACCGCGAACAAGCUCCGUGAACUCCCCGACCUCUCCAGCCUCAAGACGGACACGCAUCGAGCCUCGUCAGGCGUGGCAUGGAUGUUUCGGGGAUCGACAGGUGGCACUGCCACUGGCUGAUCCCCCGCUGACGCCAUACCUUCCC
Messenger RNA from Neohortaea acidophila, 1856 nucleotides. RefSeq lists its product as uncharacterized. Bases 55 to 1731 code for a protein of 558 amino acids. The record is from RefSeq and is a predicted model, not a curated record. The transcript has a single exon. NCBI's taxonomy places the organism in Eukaryota, Fungi, Ascomycota, Dothideomycetes, Mycosphaerellales, Teratosphaeriaceae.